Antrostomus carolinensis (chuck-will's-widow) is the source of this 747-nucleotide messenger RNA. It is a transcript of the gene BAG4, whose product is annotated as BAG cochaperone 4. NCBI's taxonomy places the organism in Eukaryota, Metazoa, Chordata, Aves, Caprimulgiformes, Caprimulgidae. Gene Ontology annotation, biological process: protein stabilization. Gene Ontology annotation, cellular component: cytosol; cytoplasm; membrane. The record is from RefSeq and is a predicted model, not a curated record. Bases 1 to 747 code for a protein of 248 amino acids. Gene Ontology annotation, molecular function: protein-folding chaperone binding; adenyl-nucleotide exchange factor activity. The transcript has 2 exons.
AUGCCCAUCCCGCAGUAUCCAUAUGGAGAGAGCAAUUCAGGGGUCACACCACAGCCCAGACCCCCGGAGGACACUUGGGCCCCCCCCACCAUCUACGGGGCGCAGCCGCCUUACGCGUGGCCCGCGGCCCCGGCGCACGGGAACCCCUUCGUCUCCGAUCCGCAGCCGUCCUGGACUGGCAGCAGAGCUCCCCCCCACCCUCCUGCGUGGGACACCAAGGGACAGAUGAUGCUUCUACAGCAGGAUACUGCUUAUGACAAACCUGAGCACGGCGCAAACCAACACAACUACUAUUCCGAUGUCAAUCACCAGCACUCUGGGACAAUGAACGACCACAAAGCAGCCACCCCGCUCAACCCCAGGCCACCCCCCUCAAACCCCAAGGUGCAGUACAGUGCACAGCCCCAAAUGUACAACACAGCAUCUCGGAAGCUUUCAGCUGGGAACCGGGAGGCUGGAUUUAAACCUGCUGACCAGCCUGCGACAAAUUCUGCAGCCAUCCAGCCAGAGAUUCAGAGAAUUCUCCACGUUAUGGGGGAGGCUGAACAGUUGGAGCAAGAGGUGGAUGAAUUUGUAGGAAAAAAGACAGAUAAAUCCUACCGGCUUCUAGAGGAGAUGUUGACCAAGCUGCUGUUGGAACUGGAUUCCAUCGAGACUGGUGGCCAGGACGGUGUUCGGCAGGCCAGGAAAGAGUCCGUCCACAGAAUUCAGGCCAUACUGGAAAAACUGGAAAGAAAAGGAUUAUAA